CUAGGGUGACAGUAUGUAAAAAAAAAAAAAAAAAAAAAAACCACAAAUAAUAAUAUAAAAAAAUAAAAUUUUGGCCAAGAUUUAUGAUGAAAUAUUAUUUAUUUGCUAAAUUGUAUAAGAAAAACACAUUUUUUCAAAAUUUUUGGACUUUUUUAUUUACCUAGCAAAAAAAUAAAAAUCCCAAUGGUGAAUAAAUACCACCAAAAUAAAGUUUUAUCUGUCUCACAAAAUGCUAAAAAAUUCAUAUGGGUACAGUGUUGCAUGACCGCGCAAUUGUCAUUCAAAAGUGUGAUAGCACUGAAAGCUGAAAAUUGGCCUGGACAGGGAGGGGGUAAAAGUGUCCGGACUUGAAGUG
Staurois parvus is the source of this 355-nucleotide messenger RNA. The record is from the annotation of a GenBank genome assembly. NCBI's taxonomy places the organism in Eukaryota, Metazoa, Chordata, Amphibia, Anura, Ranidae.